Messenger RNA from Rhagoletis pomonella (apple maggot), 1700 nucleotides. RefSeq lists its product as uncharacterized. Gene Ontology annotation, biological process: protein polyubiquitination; proteasome-mediated ubiquitin-dependent protein catabolic process; protein autoubiquitination. Lineage: Eukaryota; Metazoa; Arthropoda; Insecta; Diptera; Tephritidae. Gene Ontology annotation, molecular function: ubiquitin conjugating enzyme binding; ubiquitin protein ligase activity; cyclin binding. Gene Ontology annotation, cellular component: cytosol; ubiquitin ligase complex; nucleus. Bases 167 to 1426 code for a protein of 419 amino acids. The transcript has a single exon. The record is from RefSeq and is a predicted model, not a curated record.
AGUUGGCAGCCCUGUCUGCAAAACGUCAAAGGAUACAAAGGAAAAUCGCAAACGUAAACAAUUUUUGUGUUAAAAUUUUAUAUUUUGUUAUUAGUUUUGUAAAUACAAAACAUUUCAUAUUUCAAUAAAGAGGCGUGUGUUGCAAUAGAUAUUUGCAGUGCAGGGCAUGUCUCUACGAUUCAUCUGUAUCGAGGUACGCCAAAGUCUGCGAUGUGCCAAUGUAUUUCUCCAGUUCGAUCACAGUCUAACCGAGACGGAAUUUCUCAAAAUUGUUGUAGACAAUGAUGCGCUGACCUUCCGUGAAUACUCAACAGCUACACGUGUUGUACUUAGCAAAUAUUUCACCGCAGAGGCGCGCACUAUAAGCAACUUGACUGUUGAAGAAUGUAAUGCCAGCUUUCGAUUAACCAUUACCAUUGAUGGUGAUCAAUUAACUGCAAAGGAUGCAGCAAAGCAAGUAAAAAAUGAACGACGUGUCGGUGUCACACCCAAGCCAGGUGUCACAGAAGGAAGUUGCAUUCAAGUCUUAUGCAAAAAUUGUAAAUGUGAACUUAGCACAACAUUUGAAUGCCAAAGAGUUAGAGAAUUCCCAUCUGGUUCGAUCGACAUCAGUGAAUUUUUUUGCCAUCAUGGUCCCAAUUUCGACAAAGUUUUAGUGCCCUUGAUUACCGAUUUAUUUUAUGGCUUCCAAUUUGCUGUACUUAAUGUGGAGUUGGUGCAGGAACGGGUAAAACUUAAGGAUAAACAUGUGUACUGUCGACGAUGUUUACAGUAUCUGGGGGAAACAAUGCUUAGUGAUAAGGCCGUGAAGUUGUGGACUGACACUCUGCUCUUAAAGCAGCGCUUAGAGGAAGCCGAAUCGAUCAUAACAAAUAUCUUUGUUGAAACGGAAAUCACACCAACUUGCCAGGUUUUAUACAAAAUCAUUGAUGACACUCAAGUAAACGAUGCUGUUGGAGAACUUUUAUUUCCAGCUAUUCAGUUCUGCAAAGUUCUAUUAGAAGCCACAUUUCCAAACAGGCAACGCAAAUAUAUGCUGUUGCAAGUGCUCGAAAAGAAAUUAGAGGUGCUGCGUAACACCAAACCACUCGCUCAUGGAAGUCACAACAAUAAUAAUGUAUUGCAAGUAGAAAUGGAGCAAUUCAAAUGCUUUAAACUACUUUAUAGACUACUGGAUGAGACGGAAGAUGAAGGUGGAGGAGAGGCCAAAACUGAAGAUAAAGACAGUGAUGCCAGUAGUAUCAGUAGUGACAAUUUACUAUUGAAGACUUGGAAAGAGGAUAUGUCCAUACAUGUACUAAAGGUGUCGCCCACAUUAUUUAGCACACUGUUAGACGAAUUGGAUGACAAUGCGCUAUUAUUACCCGAAUUGUAUCGUUACACCCAUGACCACUUUCAGCUGAGUUACAUAUUUUAUAAAGAUUAAAGAAAGAGUAAUGGAGCGAGAUUAAAUGACGAUGGACUGGCUUAAUUAUUUGCUUACAACUCUUUGUUAUAGGUUUAUUUGGAAUGUAUACAUUUCUACGUAUGUACAUAUGUAUGUACAUACAUAUAUUCACAAUUUUCGUGUUUAUUUAUAACCAUACACUUGCAAUGCGCUUAUUUUUUCUAAGAUUGUAAUCAACAAUUAAAUAGUAUGAUUUGUCUCUAAUUUUAAAUCGGAGUAGACUCAGAUUGGUAUACAUACUACAUACAUAGGU